Molecule: messenger RNA, 3910 nt
Organism: Linum tenue
Lineage: Eukaryota; Viridiplantae; Streptophyta; Magnoliopsida; Malpighiales; Linaceae
Source: the annotation of a GenBank genome assembly
CUCGGAACUCCGCCUAAAAAUAGAACCGGGAACAAACAAGAGAAGAGAAGAAACCGCUCUCUCCCUUGGGUCCGCCGCCGUCGGCGUUGAUCAGACCUGGAUGCAAAAAGAGGAUCACGGCAGAGUGAAAAUUUUCGAAAUUUCUCUUGCAUGGCGUUCAACUCUCGAGCAAAGCCGCAUUCUUCCAGGAAGAGGAAGCCCCGGCGACUCAAAAACUUGCUUCUUCUCCGUGACAAAGUGGAGGUAAGAAGCAAAGAGGAAGGGUUUCUAGGCUCGUGGCACCAGGGAACCAUCAUUCAACGUCGAAGGAUCGGCUACCAAGUGAAAUUCGAUGUGAAGUAUGAUCAUUUAAUUGUCGAUGAUGGUUCUUCUGACAAUGUGGUUGCUUCCGUGCCUGUUUCACUUGUGGUGGUCUCUGAUCAGGAGACUACUACUACUACUCCUCGUGGGUACAUUAGGCCAUUGCCAAACCCAAUCGAGUUCGACCUGUGGAGGCUUCCUUUUGGGUUAUGUGUUGAUGUGUAUCACAAUGAUGGUUGGUGGGAAGGUGUGAUUUUCGACUAUGACGAUGGUUCGAAAGAGAGGAAAGUUUUCUUCCCUGACUUGGGUGAUGAAAUGAUGGCUCCUAUCUCUGCACUCAGAAUCACCCAGGACUGGGAUGAUGUCACCGAGAAGUGGGAUCGUCGAGGAAUGUGGCUGCUUCUUGAGUUGGUUGAGGAGUACAGAGACAAGCAUCAUUACCAUAUUCCGGUCUCCAUCCAACAAUUGUGGUAUGACUUACAGGAGAAGCCCGGGUUCGUGAUGAUUCGAGAUUGGACUUGCUCUUCCAGAGCUAAAUGGGAAAGUUUGCUUUUCGAGGCAAUUCACGGGAAUCUUAAAAUCGUCGUGAAGCAUCUCUUUCAUGAGUUAACCCUUCCACAAGGUCUAGAGAAGGUAUUGGAGCUUGCUAAGUCGGUUGGUCAGGGUAGUAGUAGUUAUACGGACUCUGAAGGAGUCAGUGAUGAAGUACCAAUUGAUUUGUCACUAUUGUGCACUCUGGAUCAGGAGCAAGCAAAUGCAAUCAUACCCUCAAGCACUGAGCAAGCAAAUGCGAUCAUACCCUCAAGCAUUGAGCAAGCAAAUGCAAUCAUACCCUCAAGCAUUGAGCAAGCAAUUUCUGCUUCUAGUUCCAGGAAAAUCAAAAGCUUCUGCUCAACUUCAUUCCGUCCGAGACAAAAAUACACCUGGCUACCUGCAGGGCCAGAUAUGGUUCAAGGAGCAAAGUAUUGCCCGGAAGCUAUUUUCAAAUGUGUAAAACGUGGCCGUGCCACUGGCAGCAGAGACUCGGCUGAUGAGGCUAGGCAACAUCUUCUUUAUCUGAAAUGGAGGAUUAUGUACUACAAGGACGCAUAUAGCAUCAGAAAGCGUUACAUAUCGCCAACCGGCAAGUGCUUCGAUUCAGUUGUAACGGCAUGUCGGUAUUUGAUCAAGUCCGAGGGUGUGAAUCCUCAAUUGGUCUCUUCAGGACAUGAGCAAGCAUCAACCCUCCAUGACGAGGCUGCUGCAGCUUGCGGCUCUGUGUCUCCCCUUCAUGAACUGCAGCAGCAGGAUGAUGAUCAUCAUGGUUCUCGUAUCUCCGUUAAACGUCCCGAUUCCACUAAAGCAAUAGUGGAUUGGCUUAAGGAUCCUCGCAGAGGCGGAGGCAAGAAGAACCGUGCUACGAAAAAAGGAGCAAGGGAUAAGCUUGCGGCUAUGGGAUGGACGGCUAAGGUAAUGAAACGUGGUGGCGGCAAGUGUCAGUGGGUAUAUAAGUCGCCGAUGGGGCGUCUUUACUACUCACUUGUAGAAGCUUGCAAAAGCAUUAUGGACAAUAAGAAGGAUAAAUCUGUUGUUGCUUCUAAACUUGCUAGAAAACAGAGCAAGACUACUACUAGAUGGGUUAGAAGAGGCCCGACAGAAAGAACAGAAGCUGAUUUGGGUAUUCAUAAGAAACCUGGUCAACCGACGUCACAUAUACGAUCAAGGAAACAAGCACGGCAGAUUCUAGAGCUUACACCUGCACAUACUCAUCCUAUGACCACGGUUUCAUGGCUAAUUGAUAAGAAUGCAAUCUUGCCAAGGGAGAAAGUAUAUUACCGUACGAGUAAGGAUGAUCAUCCCAGGGCAAAAGGGAAACUAACCCGUGAAGGGAUCAAAUGCGAAUGUUGUAUGAAGGUGUAUUCUCUCAGUAGUUUUGAACUUCAUGUAGGCAAUACAAACCACAGAAACUGCCAUGGACCAGCUAACAGCAUAUUUCUGGCUGAUGGAAGGUCUCUAUUAGAUUGUCAGGUGCAGGCGAUGCAUGCUGGAAAGGGGAGGUGCUUAGCUGCAGGCCACCAAAAGAGAUUGAAGGUUAGUCGCGAAGCGGAGAAUGACGAGGUGUGUUCGUAUUGUCGGCAUGGGGGCAAACUAAUCUUAUGUGAUCAGUGUCCAUCCUCGUUUCAUGGCAGUUGCCUUGGUAUGAAAGAUGUUCCGAGUGGGGACUGGUUCUGCCCCUCGUGUUGUUGUAGGUUUUGCAAGCAAAACACAGCGCUCAAAGACAGUGAAAGCUUUGUGGACGAUGGUGUUCUCAAAUGUACCCAAUGCGAGAAAAACUAUCACAUUGCAUGCCUGAAGAACAAUGGAGCAUGUGAUCUGGAUCUCGAUCAUAAAGGAAACUCAUUUUGCGGGAGUAGCUGUAGAAGGAUAUUCGAUAACCUGUCUGCGAUUCUUGGAGUACCAGUUCCGGUUGGUGUGGAUGACCUCACUUGGACAUUACUGAAAUCAGACUCUGGUGAUUCUAGCAUUGAAGCUAAAGCUCAGAGCUAUAUGAAACUUGGCAUUGCUCUUCAUAUCAUGCAUGAGUGUUUUGAGCCUCUUGAAGAAUCUCGCACACGGAGAGACAUUGUAAAUGAUGUCAUUUUCAAUGAAAGGUCAGAACUAAAACGCUUGGACUUUCAAGGCUUCUAUACAGUACUCAUUGAGGAAAAUGAGGAAGUAAUUAGCGUGGCAAAUUUGAGAAUCCUUGGGGAGAGUGUUGCAGAAGUACCUCUAGUUGCCACAAGGCAUCAGCAUCGUCGUCGUGGAAUGUGUCGCGUCAUAAUGAAUGUGAUUGAAGAGAAGCUAGCUGAGCUAGGAGUUGAGAGGCUGGUUCUACCCGCAGUUCCUAAUGUGUUGAACACAUGGACGGGUUCAUUUGGGUUUUCAGAGAUGGCUGAUUCCGAGAGACUCCAGUUUGCAGACUCCAUUUUCUUGAACUUUCCAGGCACUAUCAUGUGUCAGAAACUGUUGACUUCCAAUGAAUUAACCCCAUUGUUGGAGAAAGAAAUCCCACCAGAGAGCCAUCACAAUACCUGUGGGAAUGGUGAAGAAAUGGAGGUGGAGCUUGAUGGCUCAUCCAGCCUGGUAUCUGAAGUAUUUCAAGCGGAGGACACAGCGCAGAUACAAGAAAUGACGCCAACUGUUCACCCGCCACCAAUAGAAGAACACUGUUCACUGGAGACUGACUGCUGCAGAUCUUGCUCAAGUUCCCCAGCUUCAGUCGAGGAAAAAUGCCCCCCUGGUGGCUCUGAUUGUUUUAUCAAGUACUUUAGAAAGAACAAGAGGAAGAAAAACAUGUAAAGAAAAACUUAGAAUUAUGAAUUAAUGUUAUUGCUGAUUGAAGAUGCCGGCUUUGGUGAACCCGCGACCUCAGCUGACUUAUAGCUGACUUUUGUUCUGAGUGCUUCGUCAGAUGACUCUGUAAUAGGGUUUUGUUUGCAGCAAAGUUUAACUUGAUAUUAUCAUCCUCAUUUUUCUUUUGUCAUAUUAUCAUCCUAAAUAUACUUCUGCAAAAUAUCAUUCAUGUAUUAAAGUCAAUCGACAGAAGGCUACAGCAGGAGUUUUUCCGAAAUGGUAUCAAACAAUGUAAUCU